AAACAUUUUGAAUUGUCUUGUUGCUGAAAUGUGCUACGUAAACACGGGGGAGGUACAUCGCGACUUGGGCGUCCUUGUACAUCGGUCACUGAAAGUUGGCGUGCAGGUACAGCAGGCAGUGAAGAAAGCUAAUGGAAUGUUGGCCUUCAUAAUAAGAGGAUUUCAGUAUAGGAGUAAAGAGGUUCUUCCGCAGUUGUAUAGGGAUCUGAUGAGACCACAUCUGGAGUAUUGUGUACAGAUUCGGUCUCCUAAUUUGAGGAAGGACAUCCUUGUGAGUGAGGCAAUGCAGCGUAGGUUCACGAGAUUGAUCCCUGGGAUGGCGGGACUGUCAUAUGAGGAAAGAUUGAAAAGGCUAGGCUUGUAUUCACUGGAGUUUAGAAGGAUGAGGGGGGAAACUUAUAGAAACAUAUACAAUUAUAAAAGGACUGGACAAGCUUGAUGCAGGAAAAAUGUUCCCAAUGUUGGGCGAGUCCAGAACUAGGGGCAACAGUCUGAGAAUAAGGGCAGGUCAUUUAAGACUGAGGUGAGAAACAACGUUUUCACCCUGAGUGUUGUGAAUUUGUGGAAUUCCCUGCCACAGGGGGCAGUGGAGGCCAAAUCACUGGAUGGAUUUAAGAGAGAGUUAGAGCUCUAGGGGCUAGUGGAAUCAAGGGAUAUGGGGAGAAGGCAGGCACGGGUUAUUGAUAGGCGACGAUUAGCCAUGAUCACAAUGAAUGGCGGUGCAGGCUCGAAGGGCCGAAAGGCCUCCGCCUGCACCUAUUUUCUAUGCUUCUAUGUGUCUAUGUAAACUUGCUUGCUCAGUAACGGAACACCACGGACCCCCUCUGGCACUACCAUUGAUAUUUUUAUAAUUAUAUUUUCCAUUAGUGUUUAGUUUGUGCGCGGUUGUAUUUUAUACUGUUUGCCGUUGUUUUAUAUAAUUGAUGUUUGGGGUAUGGUGUGUGUCUCCGUGCCUGAGUGGCUGCUGCAAGCGAGAUUUUCAUUAUCCUGAACCUCGCAGUAAUGUGCAGAUGACAAUAAGGUUGACUUGAAUUCCCGCUCAGACUCUCCUGUGCUGGGGAUGAGUGAGAAAUGGAGGCCAGGAAUCUCGGUUGCACAUCGGAUAAACAGGGGGAGAGAGAAACAAGAGCAAAUGAAUGAGCAGAGGCCCGAGAGACAUCGUUCACUGUUAUUUCACUGGCAAAUAUCAUCUCACCCCCUGAUUAUUUUUAUUGUCCCGGCAUCGUUUGACUUCAGAAUCAUUUUCUGUCCUUUGACAGUUUUGGUGGUGGGCGACUGAAGAAAUUCCCGGGAGAAGGUUUGUCCUGGACCCGACCCCCGUGACCGGGGACUCAAGGAACAGAUUGUAAAGGGAGCCGGGACCCUGUCCGGUGCCUGGAGUCCUUUGGCCACCGGUUGCCCUUGGCCACCCCGCUCGGGAGGCAUUGGAGCGAGAGGAGGCGUUUCCGGGCGGCACUGAUCCCUCCACUGGGAUGGGAAUGGUUCACUGCGCUGUGUUGUUACUGCACGGGAUCCUAAGCUCAGUCCACGGUAAAUUUGCCGUAAUUGUACUAGGCGAUGGUUUUGUAGCCACUGUACGUUCAGAUGUGGUGUUGGGAUGUCAGCUUGUCCCGGAUAUAUUGACCAGCAACAUGGUCGUGCAGUGGAGGAAGACAGGUCUCAUCUCGCCAGUCCUCGUGUACAGGCACGGACAAAGUGACACCCUCGCUCAACACCAGGAUUACAGAGCAAGGGCCGAACUGUUUAAAGAUGAAGUGGCCAAAGGGAACAUUUCCCUCAGAAUAAAGAACGUAAGAAGGUUUGAUGAAGGGGAAUAUACAUGUUCAGUUACAGAGGGAACCGAGUAUGAAACAUCUCCAGCUCAACUACAAGUUCGAGCUUUGGGGAGUUUGCCCCGGAUUCGGUUGCAGGGAUACCAGGGAGAUGGAAUCCAGCUCGUGUGUAAGUCCGAUGGAUGGUAUCCUGGACCAGAGAUGCUGUGGUUCGGCGAGGAUGGACAGGUUUUACCACAAACUGAACCAAGGUUCCAUGAAGAUACGAAGGGUCUGUUAAAUGUGGAGCGCAACGUCACAGUAAUGAGGCAGUCAACAAACAAGUUCAAGUGUGUUGUUCAAUACAGAUGGUUAAACAUACAACACGAGGCAAUUGUUAAAAUAUCAGAUAAUAUAUUCCCUGGAGUUCCUGACUGGGCCCUGCCGCUGGUCCUCACCAUUUGUCUUCUCAUUGCCGCCCACGGUGCUUUGUUUUAUUGGAACGUGAAACAAAACCGACGCAUUAAAGGUACGUUAAACAACAGCGUAAGAUGCAGGUCAGGAAAUCCGGGCAGGAUUCUCCCAAAUUCCCACUUUCGCUAA
Messenger RNA from Leucoraja erinaceus (little skate), 2354 nucleotides. Its product is annotated as butyrophilin subfamily 3 member A2-like. The record is from RefSeq and is a predicted model, not a curated record. Bases 1473 to 2354 code for a protein of 293 amino acids. The transcript is spliced from 6 exons. Lineage: Eukaryota; Metazoa; Chordata; Chondrichthyes; Rajiformes; Rajidae.